CAGGUCCAAGUCAGGGAAACCCGGGAGUCGGUUGAGCCGCAUUCGUCCUCAACGGCCGAGUUCGUUUACUACUGCUCAUCGGAAAACCCUAACCCUAAACGUAUGGCGGAGGGGGGUCUCGUCGUCGCCAACAACGAAACCAUCCGAUCCUUCCUACUCUCCGCCGCCACCCGAUGCGGCGGCGGCGGCGGCGGCUCCCUCGGCGCCGAGCUCCGCGAUCUCGCCUCGUACCUCUCCUCGCAGAGCUCCGUCCCCUAUCGAUCCCUCCGAGCCAUUUGGUUCGCCAUCCCCGCCGCCGAGCGGCCCCCACUCCGCCGCCUCUUCAAUGGCGCCGACUUCGUCUUCUCCAGCCCUAAGCCUAGGGAGAAGAGUGAGGAGUUGAAGGAGAGGCUCAAGAAGCUUGCUGAGAUGGCGGAGAGGAGGGAGUACGCGGAGCUCGUGAAGGACGUCGCACCGAAGAAGGAGAUCUCCGAGCCGUUCUCUUCUUACAAGGAUCAGAUUGGAUUCGGUCUGCAUGUUGUGCUGAUGAUGUUCACAGGCUACUUGGUUGGUUAUGCUGCUUUCAGAGCCCUCUUCAAUCAUAGUGCAGUAAUGAAUGCUGCUGGAGGCAUCUUAGGGUUGGUCUGUGGCAUGCUUCUUGAAACCGUUCUUUUUAUCAUUAGAACUUCGAAUCGAGAUUUGGACUCUUCAAAUUCAAAUUCAAGAUUAAAGAAGCACCAGUAGCUGGCCACAGCAGACGAGAACUGGAGUCGAAUCGGAGCUUAGGGUGGCAAAUGGGUCGGGUCUGGCCGGUUUCGCAUCCAAACCUGGUCCAACCAAAUUGAGGUGAGAGAGAAAGGCCAACUUAACUUGGCGAAACACACUGAGUUUUCAAACUGCACCCUGGUAGGUGUCACAUUACUUAUUUUCUUCUUCUUCUUUUUUUUCUUCUAUGUUCUUCUAGUAAUGGUAACCUAUUAAUAAUAUCACAUGGAGCCCGACAAAGUACUGAUUAAAGUUGUGAAGUUGUGUGGGGGCCCCAACACCCAAUAACUUAGAUGGGUCCCAUACUCUCUGUGCAACUUAGAUAGUGACUACGUACCACUCAUUUUGGAUCUACGUACAACAUGUCCUCUGUUUACACAGAACUAAGAAGGUGGCGGACAACUUAAUUAAAUGGAUUGUGAUAUUAACAUGUUUGAGUUCGAUCACUUCUAAGUGGAUGUUUUGUGACUAAAUUCCAUAUAUGUAAUUACAUAAUAUCAAUGUUA
Messenger RNA from Ananas comosus (pineapple), 1250 nucleotides. RefSeq lists its product as uncharacterized. The transcript has 5 exons. Gene Ontology annotation, cellular component: endomembrane system. The record is from RefSeq and is a predicted model, not a curated record. Gene Ontology annotation, biological process: vacuolar proton-transporting V-type ATPase complex assembly. Bases 103 to 723 code for a protein of 206 amino acids. Lineage: Eukaryota; Viridiplantae; Streptophyta; Magnoliopsida; Poales; Bromeliaceae.